Pogonomyrmex barbatus (red harvester ant) is the source of this 4348-nucleotide messenger RNA. Its product is annotated as ATP-binding cassette sub-family C member 4. Lineage: Eukaryota; Metazoa; Arthropoda; Insecta; Hymenoptera; Formicidae. Gene Ontology annotation, biological process: transmembrane transport. The record is from RefSeq and is a predicted model, not a curated record. Gene Ontology annotation, cellular component: membrane. Gene Ontology annotation, molecular function: ABC-type transporter activity; ATP hydrolysis activity; ATP binding.
CAGCACGUGCUACUCAUGAGGCAGUAUAGUAUGAUAGUUGCGUGAGCCGACAUUUAUGAAUCUAUAAUCUUACGUCAAUAUUAAAAUAUGAAUGCUACUAAAAAAUUUGAUAAUCCAAAUCCACGAGCAUCUGCAAAUCCGAUUAGUAAAUUAUUUUUUGGUGGUUGGCAGGACUCUUCUGGUAUGGAAAAGACUAUAAUUUGGAAAUGAAAAAUAUCUACAAUGUUAUGCCAGCUGACAAAAGUGAAUAUUUGGGAAAUAAACUGGAAGAGAAUUGGAAGAAUGAAAUACACGCAGCUAAGAAAGAUAGUAGGAAGCCAAAAUUUUUCAUAGCUUUAAAGAAGACAUUCAUAUGGUCAUUUGUUCAUUAUGGAGGAUGGAUUUUAUUUUUAAGUUGUAUUUUGAGAGUCGUACAAACGUAUAUUCUGGGUCUGCUCAUUUGGCAUUUUGAUCCAAGAGCAACAUCUACUGAAAUGGAAGCAUAUCUUUAUGCAUCUGCUAUGAUCUUCCUUGGAAUAUUGGUAAUUUUAAUCACUCAUCAUUCAACUCUAGGCUUAAUGGAGAUUGGAAUGCGAGUGAGAAUAGCGUGUUCUUCUUUAAUAUAUAGGAAGAUAUUACGCUUAUCCAAUUUUUCCACUACCAGUUCAGGACAAAUUGUUAAUCUAUUAUCAAAUGAUAUGUCAAAAUUUGAACAAUUGUUUGUACCAUUGCAUUAUAUUUGGAUUCUGCCUAUACAAGGGUGUAUAAUUUCAUUUCUGAUAUGGCGAAGCGUCGGCAUCGCUUCAUUGGCUGGUGUAUUUCUCAUAAUAAUUCAAACUAUUCCUCUUCAAGGAUACAUAGGUAAAUGGAUCUCAAAGUUACGCUUAAAAAUCGCAAUAAGAACCGACGAGAGAGUACAUUUAAUGUCCGAAAUAAUCAAAGGUGUACAAGUUAUUAAAAUGUAUACUUGGGAAAAACCUUUUGAAGAAUUAGUUAAUCGUGCAAGAAAAUACGAAAUCGAUAUUCUUACGAUAAUAUCGUAUCUAAGAGGUUUCACUCUAGCCACAUUUGUUUUCACGGAAAGAACAACGUUGUAUUUUACAAUCAUGGCUUAUGUACUUUACGGACACUCUAUAUCUGCUGAUAAAGUAUUCUCAAUGGCACAGUACUUUAACAUUCUUCAACUUACCAUGGCAAUAUUGUAUCCUAUGGCUGUAGCGGCUGCUGCUGAAGCAACAGUUUCUGUAAAAAGAAUAGAGAACUUCCUAUUAUUGAACGAGAAUGUUCCAUUAACACAGUCUUUAUCAAUUACCAAAGAAACAAGCAUUUUAAUGAAAAACGUUAGUGCUUCAUGGACAACUACUGCAAUUGUAAAUACGUUACAUAACAUUAGUAUUCAAAUUAAAACCGGGAAACUUUAUACUGUUGUUGGUCCUGUAGGUGCAGGAAAGAGUUCUUUUCUGCAAGCGAUUUUAGGCGAAUUGAAAAUAUCGCAAGGCCAAGUGCACGUAGGUGGCCAAAUAUCGUAUGCUUGUCAAGAACCUUGGCUGUUUGCAGGCACAGUGCGAAAUAACAUUUUGUUUGGCCAAUCUUACAAUAAAGAUAAAUAUCAGAAUGUCAUAAAUGUAUGUGCUCUUAUCAAAGAUUUUGAACAACUUCCUUACGGCGAUAAGACCUUGGUUGGUGACAGAGGCACAAUACUCAGUGGCGGACAACGUGCAAGAAUUAAUUUAGCGAGAGCUGUCUACAGAGAUGCUGAUAUUUAUCUUUUAGAUGACCCUUUAUCGGCUGUUGACACUCAUGUAGGCAGACAUUUAUUUGACGAAUGUAUAAAUAAUUAUUUGAAAAACAAAACCAGAAUUCUUGUGACUCAUCAAUUGCAAUACUUGAAACAAUGCGACUACAUCAUCGUUCUCAAUAAUGGUCAAGUUGAAAACGAAGGCACAUUUAUAGACCUUCAAGAAAAACGUAUAAACUUUUUGGAAAUAUUAUCAAAAGAUGAAGAAACUAAGGAAAAGAGGAAGGAAUCAUUAACUGAUAUAAAUCCUGCACUUGACGUAACUCAAAAUCAUAAUGUUAACGAUGAAGAUACGGAAGAGAUUGAGCCUCAAGAAACUGAAGAACUUUUGGUCAAAGGAAAUUUAUCGAAAUCGCUUUAUUGGCAAUAUUUUCGUAGUGGUAGUACAAUUAUCAUGAUCGCCAGCUUUCUAUUUUGCCUGAUUUUGGGACAAAUUGGAAGUAAUGGCUGUGACUACUGGGUCGGUUAUUGGACAAGACAAGAAGAGAUACGUAUCAAGAAUCUACAGUACAAUUCAACGAAUAAUUUGACAAUGCGCUCUUCCAUAUUAAAAUCUAUUGAACAAGUAGAUAAUACAUCAGAAAUUAAUAAUGAAUUCAUUGAAUUUAUAACAUCCACGAGCAAUUAUAAGGAAAAUGUAUUCAAUAAUACUGCACAAAAUUUUUCUAUUAAUAAUAUCAAAAUUAUAAAUGAAGAUGCAUAUUAUCUUGAUACAGAUAUAGCUUUAUGGAUUUAUGGCUGUUUUAUCAUUAUCAGCGUUGUAGUGACAACGACGCGUAAUUUUAUCUUUUUUAAGAUAUGUAUGAAUGCUAGCAAGAAUUUGCAUAAUUUCAUGUUUUCUUGUUUACUUAAAGCGCCGAUGUCAUUUUUUGACAACAAUCCAUCUGGACGAAUUUUAAAUCGUUUUUCGAAGGACAUUGGCGCUAUAGAUGAAAUUUUGCCCCCUAUUAUGUUAUUAUCUAUUCAAAUGUUUGCAGUACUAAUCGGAAUUUUAGUGCAAAUACUUAUUAUCAAUUGGUGGAUCAUAUUCCCUAUAUUCAUUAUGAUUGUUUUAUACGAGAUGAUAAGAAGAAUCUAUAUUCCAAUAGCGCAAACUAUAAAACGAUUAGAAGGCAUUGCGAAAAGUCCCAUCUUCUCGCAUGUAAAUUCUACAUUGUCAGGUCUGACGACAAUACGGUCUACCGGUGCUCAGGAAAUGAUUCGCAAACAAUUCGACGAACAUCAAGAUUUACAUACUAGUACUUAUUCAUUAAUUAUUGCAACUGGAACAGUAUUCGGUUUUGCAUUAGACAUUGUAUCUAUCAGUUUUAUCGCCGUUGUUACGUAUAGUUUUGUUGCGUUGGAUGACGGAAAUACUUUCGCUGGAAAUGUCGGUUUAGCUCUCUCGCAAGUACUCAUUUUAUGCGGUAUGGUCCAACAUGGAAUGCGUCAAACCGCUGACACAAUUGCACAGAUGACGAGCGUAGAAAGAGUAUUACAAUUCACUGAGCUCGAAAAAGAAGGCCCUUUCGAGAGUAAUUCUACAGAUAAACCAUCGAGUAACUGGCCCUCUAAAGGAGAAAUUAAAUUCGAUCGUGUUUAUCUUCGAUACUCUGAAUCAGAGCCACCCGUCCUUAAAUCUCUAGAUUUCAUUAUUAAACCUGGCAUGAAAAUUGGAAUUGUGGGUCGUACUGGAGCCGGAAAAUCAUCUUUGAUCUACGCCUUAUUUCAUAUGGCAAAACUCAACGGCGCUAUCUACAUCGAUAACAUUAAUACGAAGAAGAUUGGUCUUCAUGAUUUAAGAAACAAAAUUUCCAUAAUACCACAAGAACCGGUGUUAUUCUCUGCCACGCUUCGAGAUAAUCUUGAUCCUUUUCACAAAUUUCAUGACGCCGAUCUAUGGAGUGCCUUAGAAGAAGUGAAAUUAAAACAUGUAGUGGAGUCCUUAGAUUAUCGCGUUGAGCAAGGCGGCAACAAUUUUAGUGUCGGACAACGACAAUUAAUUUGCUUGGCGCGUGCGAUUUUGCAGAAUAAUAAAAUACUUGUGCUCGAUGAAGCUACUGCUAAUGUAGAUCCUAUAACGGACACAUUCAUACAAAUCACAAUCCGAAAGAAGUUCGAAAAUUGCACAGUAUUGACAAUAGCGCAUAGGUUGAAUACAAUAAUGGAUAGUGAUAAAGUAUUGAUAAUGGAUCAAGGUCAAGUAUUAGAAUUUGAUCAUCCAUUCAUCUUGUUACAAAAUGAACAAGGACACUUCAGUAACAUGGUGCAAGAAACUGGUAAAGCAAUGACCGAACAGCUUAAGCAACAUGCCAAAGAGGCUUAUGAACGACAGCACAAACUAAUGUGAUAUUAAUAUUUUCUGAAGAUAUAUCUCAAUAUGUUAACAAAAGAACAAAUAUUUACUUAUCUCUUUUUUACUUAAUUUUAUUCGACAUUUUUAUUUUUUCAAACAAUAUUUGUAGCAGUUGAUUAGUACUCAUAUUUGUAGCAAUUGAUUAGUACUCAUUAGAUUUAGUACUUACUCGUUAGAUUUUUAUAUUUUUGUUAGUUACUUAUUUUUUAUAGAUAUUUAUAUAAUCUAGAAAUGAU